Mugil cephalus (flathead mullet) is the source of this 1651-nucleotide messenger RNA. It is a transcript of the gene cfap184, whose product is annotated as coiled-coil domain containing 96. The record is from RefSeq and is a predicted model, not a curated record. NCBI's taxonomy places the organism in Eukaryota, Metazoa, Chordata, Actinopteri, Mugiliformes, Mugilidae. Gene Ontology annotation, biological process: cilium assembly. Gene Ontology annotation, cellular component: ciliary basal body; axoneme. The coding region runs from base 156 to 1556 and encodes 466 amino acids. The transcript has 3 exons.
GCGGGUCGCCUGUGAUUGGCUCUUGGGCCCAGUUUCCACGACAACCCAAACAAAACCAAGAGUUUCAUUGACUAAAGAAGUGUUCUACCUUUACAGCUGUUAUAUGCCGACAUAUAUAUUUUUAUUAUUAACAUUAUUAUUGUUAUUAUGACAAAAUGAACACAGAACACGAAGAAGGGAAGGACGCUGACAAUGAGGCACCAGAGGAGGAAAAAGGAGAUGCCACAGCUGAAAUGGUCACAUCAGAUCCUGAAGAAGAGCUCACAGAGGACGAGAAAGUCUCAGGAGAGGAGCCCGGCGCUGAAGAAGGAACCGUCCGUGAGCCAGAAAGGGACAGCAGUGGACGCGAGCUCCUUGACGCGGGUGAAGACGAGAAGAUGAGUGAAGUCAACGAAACGCAACUCGUCCGUGAAGAAAGUGUGGUUUUUGAGAACAACGUCAAUUGUGACGAUGGAAAUCCCAGACUGCGUCUCGAGAGCCCGGAUGGGGAGAAGGCCAGUCCUGCACAGGAGGAGGAUGAACAAGAUGAAGACGAAGAAGAAGAAGAAGAAGCCACCGGUGGAGCUGGAGAUGGAGAAGACGCCGCCGAGUAUGAAGAGUGCAUGCAGCUCCUGCAGGAGCUGUGCGAGCAGAGGCGUGAGGCCGGCCAACGCAGCAGCCAGCUGCAGGUGAAGCUGGCCGAGUACUUCUACAAGAAGGCCAAGGACGGCGUCCAGCCGGAGGAGGACGCGCCGGUGACGGAGCAGCAGCCGCAGGAGUACGAGCGGCGCGUCGGCGCCCUGACCGAGCUGAGGCAGCGGCUCAGGGCCGACGCUGAGGCGUCCCGGCGGCGGGCCGAGGAGCUCAGACUGCAGUCCAAAGAGAGGCUGGAUAAGGUGGAAAAAGAAUGGCGGUCGCUGCUGGCACUGAAGCGGGACGUAGCUGUGGCAGCGCUGAGCCGACACCUUGGCAAGGAAGCGGCUCAGGCCAAAGUGGAGUCCAUCCUGACAGCAGAGCGGCUCCGGCAGGACGAGCUGACCAAGCAGCGCCUGAAGCACAUCAAACUGACGAUCAGGAUUCGCAGGCUGGAAGCGGAGCUCCGUGAAGAGGAAGAACGCGAGAAGGAACCCCUGCAGAUCCACUUCGAGCAGCUGCAGGCCGAGAGGCUGGAAAAUAGGAAGCGGGCCGAAAGGCAAAGCGAGGAACUGUCAAAGCUGCAGAAGAAAAUCAACAGCAGCUUGGAGCCCCUGUCAAAUGUAAAGGAGAAGCUGUACUGGAGCCAGAUGGACGUUCGGGCAAAGGGGGAGCAGCUUGCAGAGGUGGAGGCCAUGCUAGCCAAGAAGAGGGACCUCCUCACCAGGACCAAGCAGGCGCGUAACAGCCUACAGAGGGACAACCUGAGGCUGAAAGAGCGCCGUGGACUGCUGGGGAACAGGGUCCUGCUCCGAGACUUUGAGGACACUGUGGACGCCUCGGACCACCUGGAGGAACGGCUGGAACGUCUAAAGUUCCCACCAGCUGAGUUUGCUUUUGGCUGUGGCAGAUGGAAGAAGAAGCUCGGGAAAACAUAUGACUGAGUGAUGAAAUUAGAAUUAACACCGUUCGUAUUUGUUAUCUUCAAACAUUUCCACCAUUUGUGGUUUCACAUUAAAAGCCUUUAACUGGCAAAAUA